AUGUCGCCCUACGUAAUGGAAGUCCUCUUUGCUCUAAACCAGACUCUCCUGCAGCACGAGAGCCUCCGAGCAGGCAGUCUGCAGGCCCCCUACACCACCGAGGAUCUGAUCAAACACUACAAUUGCGGGGACUUGAACGCUGUCAUCUUCAAUCACGACACAUCACAACUGCCUAACUUUAUCAACACAACGCUCCCGCCACAUGAGCAGGUGACCGCUCAGGAGAUAGACAGCUAUUUCCGCCAGGAGUUAAUCUACAAGAGAAACGAAAGGAUGGGCAAAAGGGUGAACGCACUUCUGCAGGCAAAUCCGGACAAAAGCUUUUUCUUUGCAUUUGGAGCAGGUCAUUUCCUUGGCAACAACACAGUGAUUGAUGUCUUGAGGCAAGCGGGUUAUGAAGUUGAGCACACGCCCGCAGGACAGCCAAUUAAGCAGACAAGGACACAGAAAAGUGGCUCGGCUUCAGGCAGCUCGUCUCCAUGGUUGACCUCAGCGGGUUCGGUAACGGUGGAUGCCAUGUUUCUGCCCUCACGGUCUUCCUCCACGGCCGACUCAGAUGAGGACCUCAUCUCCCCGCACCUCCUGAUGCCCGACAGCCUCAGCCAGCUGGAAGAGUUUGGGCGGCAGAAAAAGAGGCACAAGAAACUUCCCAAGCGGAGACGGCAGUUCAGUGACCUGUGGGUCCGCAUCGAAGAGAGCACAACAGUCCUGCCAUCCAACAUCCGCAUCAUCAAUGGCUACAUCACUGUGGAACCCACCGUGGAGCCUGCUCAUCGCAAGGAACACUGGCCAGUGAUCCCCUCCGCCACGGGCAUCACCAGCCCCCCAGCGACUGCCCUCCUGUAUGGGCUGGCCUUCCUAAUCCGGAUUCUACUGCUGGCCUCCUGACCCCACGGCACAUCUACCCCCCUCCCUCCCUCCCCAUCCCCGCAAAAAAAAUAUCUUUUUAAAACACAAACCUCAAGGAAUUGAUGAUAUUCACUGUCAAGAGCUUCAGGUAACUCUCCCGGUCUCGGCUCAGAAGCCAGGUUGUACUGGAGCCUGUUUGUCGUGGGACAAGACAGAGUGAGCCUUUGUGGGAAUGAAGCUGAGAGUGUGAAGCUUGGAAAACCCCGGAUGGUGGACUUAAAAUCUUCUAUUUGUAGAAGGAUCAAUUAUUCCCAUGGUGCUAUGGGGCAUUGUAAAUUUACGUCUGAAAGUAUAUUUGUUCAUAUGAAUAAUGUAUAUUUAUUCCCCCCAUUAAAGUUACUUUUCUGUUGUUGUGUACACCGUUGUGGGUGUUGACGUGUGGCUGUGUUGGAAGUGAAGCGUCUCAGGCCAUUCCAAGGAGCUGGCGUUGCCCUCGGGAAAGGUCAGGCACUGCCUCUCGUUACCGCUUGAGCAAAAAUCCAAACAGAACUCAACAAAUGGCCUUGGGUUGAAUUGUUCGGUGUAGCUUGCUGUGGUUGAUUUGUGCUUUAGUUCUGAAAGCUCCUUUGAUUCCUGACUCAGGCAAAGUGGCACCAUCGCCUCUGGGUAAGAAGUUUGCGGGCUCAAGCCUUGCACCAGGACUUUGAGCUCACAGUCCAGCCUGACAUCAGUGCAAUGCUGGGGGGAGACCGUGCAUUGUGGGAGGUGCCGUCCUUCAGGUGAGACGAUAGUCUAAAGUCUCAUUUGAUUGCUCAGGUGGACAUUAAAGAGCCUUUGGCACUAUCCGAAAAGAGACGGGAUUUUAUCCCAGUGUCCUCCAGAUAAAAUUGGUCAUUCACUUCAUGGCUGUUUGCAAGACAUUGGCUGCCAUGUUUCUUUACAAGUACCAAUCCCAUCCUUUCAUAAAAAACAACACAUGCUAGUUUCCAACAGAGAGUUCUCCCACACCCAAAUCAUGAUUGUAGCCCAUCUUAAUCUGACCAAGAGCAACCCCACACUAUUUCCAUGUGUUGUCUCAGUAAAUGUAGUUUUUGAUUAAUUUUUAUUACACAUGUUACUUUCUUACCUCCGCAGGCUGUAUCUGACCUUCUGUUCCUGUUGUAAUAGGCUUCAACAGAUCAUGUGGAAUAUCAGCUUUGUGUUACACAAUCUUAAAUGUUAAUAUUUAGAAUAAUCCUUGCAUUUGAUACAGUGCCUUAUCAUGUCAUUGAGCCGUCUCAAAGCGCUUCACAGAAUAGAUUGUAAAGUGGAGUGACUGUGUAUUUUGUCACAAUGGAAUAACUACACUGAGAUUUCAAAUCCCAGUUGACAAUUGGAAGGAAACGUGGCUUUGUCACACUCACUGCCGAGACUCACACUGAAUAAAGACAAUUUGGGUAAAACUCUUGGGCAUUCAUUCCUCACUGCGUGGUUCUGUGGAUUAUAUCUGCGGCUGUAAAAACACCCUGCACAUUCCACGGGAACCCGCUCGCCUUGUCUCUCUUUCUGAGACUUUCCUUUUUUUAAAUAAACAUUCUUGAACAACAAAUCUAUCUGAUAACCAGCCUCCUUUGACAUCCACUGCCACCAUCACAAUUCAUAAUUUACUUAUAAUCGCAGAAAAUCUUUCAGUGAGACACUCACCCCCCACAUCGUCAAUACCCC
Molecule: messenger RNA, 2553 nt
Organism: Callorhinchus milii (elephant shark)
Lineage: Eukaryota; Metazoa; Chordata; Chondrichthyes; Chimaeriformes; Callorhinchidae
Gene: trabd2b
Product: TraB domain containing 2B
Exons: 6
Coding region: 1-888 (295 amino acids)
Biological process (GO): negative regulation of Wnt signaling pathway
Cellular component (GO): organelle membrane
Molecular function (GO): Wnt-protein binding; metalloendopeptidase activity
Source: RefSeq, a predicted model, not a curated record